GUCCACUUGUGUGGUCACGUGGUUUUCCCGAUCCUGCGAAGUACAGUACUUGCUUCUGGUCUUGACGGCACCCAGCCACUGGGAAGGAAAGCGUUGCUGUUUCUGCACAGCCUGCAAAAACACGCGCUGGUUUUCAUCUCUUCUUCCGCGGACACCACUUAAUUUGAACCGUAAAACAAAACGACGCAAAGUGAACUUGGAAAAGGAGUCGCAGUAAUCCGACUUGGCGCAUAUGACAUCAUCGCCAGGCUGGCUUGUCAUCGUCGGUUGAGGCGGGCAGGUUAUUUUAGUUUGCUGUGGUUGGACUGAAAGGAGCAGAAGAUGUCGAAGAUGAUUAUUUUAUUUGGGCUGUUUGUGGUGGCUGCGCAGCUCCAAGUUGUGAGGCCUGUCAUCCACUCACUCAAGUAUUUUCGAACUGCGUAUUCUCCGACUCCAAACUCGCUCGAAUAUUGGAUGGUUGCUUAUCUCGAUGAUGUUCAGUUUGUUCGCUACCACAUCAAGAGCAGGACAUAUGAACCCACACAGGAGUGGAUGAACAAAGUCACAGUCGAGGAUCCUGACUACUGGGAGAGAGGGAGAGACAGGAAUAUUAAUAAAGAGCAGGUCUUCAAAGUCGAUUUGGAAAAUAUGAGAAAGAGCUUCAACCAUACUGGAGGUGUUCACAUGAUCCAGAGGAUCUCUGGCUGCGAUUGGGACGAAGAGGCUGACAAGAUUUACGGUUCGACUCACAUUAGUCACGACGGAGAAGACUACCUGACGUUUGACCUGCAGACGCUGACAUGGAUCGCUGUCCAUCCGCAAGCUUUCGCCACCAAACUCAAGUGGGACCAAUUGGACGCCUAUCGUCAAUACAAGCAGCGUUACCACAUGGAGAUUUGUCCUUCUUGGAUGAAGAAAUAUUUGAAAUAUGGGAGUGACGUCGUGCUGAGAACAGAGCUGCCGGUGAUGUCCCUGCUGCAGAAGACGCCGUCGUCUCCGAUCACCUGCCACGUGACGGGUUUCUACCCCUACAAAGCCGCCCUUUUCUGGAGGAAGGACGGCGCGGACCUCCACGAGGACGUGGAGAUGGGAGAGACCCUCCCCAACCACGACGGAACCUUCCAGAUGACGGCCCACCUGAAAGCGGAGCUGCCGGCCGACGCGGAGGACCGCUACGAAUGCGUCUUCCAGCUGUCCGGCGUCGAGGGCGACAUGGUCACCAAGCUGGACAGAAGACUCAUCCUGAGCAACGAGCGCGACCGAGAGGAAGAAAUCAGGAAGAUGACGCUGGCCGUGGCGAUCCCCGUCGUGCUCCUCGUUCUGCUGGCGCUGCUGCUCGUGGUCUUCGUCAAGCUUUACAAAAGCAGACGAGCCAAAUACACGGCAGCAUCUGUUGACGGCGAUUCCGAGCUCACUCCUGGGCCUCCUUCCGAGCCCGAUUCCGAACGCGUUUCCGAGCCCACUUCUCUGUGAGAUGCGGCCACCUUCACCUGGUGUUGGAAGACAACUGAGGUGUCUCCAUCCAAAGGCUUUCCUGUCAGGCUUGGAUUUCACAACAGGGAAAAGAUCGGAGUUGUUCUUCACAAAGAUGAUUUGCGCACUGCUGUUUUAAUUUUUUUUGCUGGCUUUGGUGUCUUGGAGAUUUGAUCGAGUUGCUUUCUUGUGUUCAUUUAUAAUUUAAUUUGUAUGAAAUCAGCAGUCUCAUCAUGACAAUCAGCUCGUGAUCGAUCAAAGUCGGUCUGAAGUUACCUGAGAGUCUUGUGACGGCAGAUGGCGGUGUGAAGCUCUUGCCAGUUUUUUCCAUCAACACUUUUUCACCCUCAAACGUCCUGUUUUGCAAUCAACAUUUGACACGUUUUUAAUCAAGAAAUCUUCAUCAUGGGCUCUUUUACAUACUGGUAAGAAGUAAACACGGGAAAUUUAAAAUACAGUCAUGUUGAUGCGCUUGCACGGGUAAAAUCAAGCAAUUUAUUUGUACACGUUGAGACAUAAAAACAUCAUUUGUGUCACCUGAAUAAAGUCAGCUCAGCUGCUCUUUUCGAUU
Molecule: messenger RNA, 2023 nt
Organism: Hippocampus comes (tiger tail seahorse)
Lineage: Eukaryota; Metazoa; Chordata; Actinopteri; Syngnathiformes; Syngnathidae
Product: major histocompatibility complex class I-related gene protein-like
Exons: 8
Coding region: 322-1452 (376 amino acids)
Biological process (GO): immune response
Cellular component (GO): external side of plasma membrane
Source: RefSeq, a predicted model, not a curated record